AUGGGUGCUACCAUUAGUAAUUGUUGUCAGUUAGAAGCUGAAGGAAUUAGUCCUUACCAAAACUCUUAUUUAAACCCUGGCAAGGCUCGUGAGCUUUCCAAGCGAUCCAACAAGGUCGGCAAAAAGAAGAAUGUGAGGUUCGUAGAUGGAAAAAAAUCUACAGCCGAGCAGCAAUCUACGUGUAAUGCUUCUUCCAAUAGGGAGGAGUACUCUCACCUAGCUGAUGCAUCUUCUCCGUCCAAAAAGUGCAUGGAUUUGGAAAGGCAUAAUGCCAAUGCCUCUUUGAGAAAUUCACAGUCUGGGUUAGAACCUUCCUUCAUCAAGCAUGUGCAAGAUAUUAAAUCUAUCUUCGUAUUUGAUGAGAAGAUAGGAGACGGAAAAUUCGGAACCGUCUUCCUUGCCCACCCUCGGAACGACCUGGAGUCCAAUGUGGCUAUCAAGUUAAUUCCACAGGAAUCUUUCUCGCACAGAAUUGAGAAGGAGUUGCUCUUGCUGAAAAAUAUCGAUCAUAACAACGUGAUCCGAUACAUUUCAGCAUACAAGGACAAUGAGUACUACUACAUUGUCACAGAGCACUGUGAGGGAGGAGAGCUGUUCCAGAAAAUCACCGAUGACGGAUGCAUCGAUGAACUCGAAGCUUGAGGCAUCAUUCACCAGGUCCUCAAAACUGUCAAAUUUCUGCAUGAUAAAGAAAUCUGACAUCGUGAUAUAAAGCCUGAGAAUAUUCUCUUCAAGAGGAAGGACCAUAAUAAGAUAAAACUCAUUGAUUUUGGCCUGAGCAAGCAACUUCUGAAAGGAGAAGUUAUGCACAAAAAGCUAGGCACGCCAUAUUAUUUGGCCCCAGAGAUCCUAGAAGAAAGAUAUGAAAAGGAAGUCGACCUCUGGAGCAUCGGAGUAGUCACUUAUGUUGUACUGUGAGGGUAUCCACCAUUCUACGGUAAUGAUGCCAAAGAACUUUUUACUAAUAUCUACCAUGUUGACUAUGAAUUCUGCGAAGAAGACUGGAGUUUCAUCUCCGAUGAAGCUAAGGACUUUAUAUCCAGAUUAUUACUCAAAAAUCCGAAGGAACGUCUGACUGUAGAUCAAGCACUUGAACAUCCUUGGAUCUUGUCAAAUUUUAUGCAAUCUGAAAACAGCAUUAAGCAAGAACUCAACUCGAACUGUUCAGAUGUUCACCAGCUCAGGAAGAAGGAGCUUGAUUACACAACCGAAGCAUGAAGUAAAAGUUCCGAAUGUGCAACAUUGGAUAGCUACGAGAAAUCUCUAGCUGAAAUGUUUUAA
This is a messenger RNA of Moneuplotes crassus, 1281 nucleotides long. Lineage: Eukaryota; Ciliophora; Spirotrichea; Euplotida; Euplotidae. The record is from the annotation of a GenBank genome assembly.